AAUCAACCUUUCACAAGGUGCCCGUUUGGGAGAGGCCCUGGGCUGAUGGGCAUCUGGAAAGCUUUAGGCUCAGCCCGAAACUUAAAAGGGGGCAAGACUUUUCCUUAUCUUCCCUUCGUAUCCUGGAAAAAGGCUUGUAUUUUUGUCGCUGGGACUACUCAGGGUGCUCUCCCUCCUUGCUUAGAAAAGCAGGAGAGCACGAUCUGUUUCUCUGGCAGCUAGAUCUUCCUUCUCACCUGCAGCCUGGGGGAACCUCAUGGCUGGACGCCCGCAGGAGAUCGCGGACUGAAGCCGCUGGUAAGAUGGAUUCCAGCACCCUUCCAGGAGCCAGCAAGAUCUACCGGCGGAAGAGCCGACGCCAUAUGACUUGCCCCAACCCCCGGGAGAUCAACCAGGCUUUGGCCUCCAUCAGCCUGGGAGAACUGAAUCGUUCCUGCACUCUGGAGGAGCUGAUUGAGAAAUGCCUUCGCUCCUUUGAUGUGGAUGGGAAGCUGUGCACCAGCGACUUCAUGGUGAACAUGACACUAACCGUUCAUAGUUGGGUGGUCCCGUCUGCAGAGCUGGCUCGCCGUCUUCUGACUUUAUAUCAGGAAUCAGCCCAGGACAAGAAUCCUUCACGUCAGCUGAGGAUCUGCCACUUUGUCCGCUACUGGCUUGUGAAUUAUCCGGAGGCUUUUCACCUGGACCCCCACUUGGAGGAGGUGAUCACAGAAAUCUUGGAGGUGGUGAGGAACCAAGGCCCAGCAGGACACAACAAUAUGCUCGAUACAUCCUGCAUGGUGAGUCAUACCUGGAACCGUUCUCUCAGUUGCCAACACAGUCCUGCCGGUGGCAAGAAACGUAAAGUCUCUCUGCUGUUUGAUCACCUGGAUCCAGGUGAGCUAGCCGACCACCUCAGUUACCUGGAAUUCAAGGCAUUCUGCCGUCUCUCGUACUUGGAUUUCCAGAAUUACGUGCUGCGUGGAUCUGUGCAUGGAAUCUCAGCCCUGGAACGCGCAAUUACUCUGUUCAACAGCAUCUCCCAGUGGGUGCAAGUGAUGAUCCUGAAGCGUCCCACACCCCAGCAGCGAGCAGAAGUCUUCACCAAAUUCAUCCAUGUGACACAGAAAUUAAGGCAGCUGCAGAACUUCAACACGCUCAUGGCAAUUGUGGGAGGGCUUUGCCACAGCACCAUUGCUCGCCUCAAGGAGACCCAUGCGCUUCUACCUUCCGAGGUCACCAAGGUGCUUGCCGAAAUGACCGAACUGCUUUCGUCAAGUGGAAACUAUGGGGCGUACCGUCGGGCCUACGCCGAUUGCAAAGACUUCAAGAUCCCCAUUGUGGGAGUCCACCUCAAGGACCUGGUGACCUUGCACGAAGCCCUCCCAGACCGCGUUGAGGGUGGACGUCUCAACUUGAGCAAACUGCAGAGGCUCUAUGAGCCGGUGUGGGAAUUCCGGUUGCAGCAACGGGCUCAGCCGCCCUUUGAAGCCAACAAGGACCUGGUGCACCUGCUGACGCUCUCCUUGGACCUCUACUACUCUGAGGAGGAAAUCUACGCCCUCUCGUACUCUCGUGAACCUCGCUGCCUCAAAUUGCUGCCGUCCACCCACUUCAAGCCCCCGGUGGUUGUGGAGUGGGCGCCCAGAGUAGCCAACAAGUCGGAUCGUCUCGCCGUCAAGAGGCACGUCCAGCAGAUGGUGGAGUCCGUGUUCAAGAAUUACGAUCCUGAUCAACGAGGUUGCAUCUCUCAGGAGGAUUUCGAGACCAUUUCGAUGAGUUUCCCUUUCUCCUUCUAUGGCCUGGAAAGAGAACGGGAAGGAACCUGGAAUCGAGACAACCUCUCAGAGUACUUCAUGAGGGCCUGCGCCAUCUUCUCCAAGCUGGGCCAUGUGGUCUUGCAUGAUUUCCAAGAGGUCACCUUUAAAAAACCCACCUUCUGCGACCACUGCGGUGGCUUUCUAUGGGGAGUCUCCAAGCAAGGAUACAGAUGCAGGGAUUGUGCCAUGAUCUGUCACAAACACUGCAAGAAUCACGUAGAGGUGGAGUGUCACACCCGCCGCUUCCCUUCUUCUUCCUCCUCCUCCUCGGACAGCACACCGCGCACUUCCACAGCCACGCUAGCUAUGAGUUACCAUCCCAGCUCUGGCUCAGAGGAAGACAUGUUUCUCUUCCCACCAGGAUGGGAACAGGGCAAGAGUCCCGUGGUCUCGUUGUCCAGCAGCCCGGGCAGCCGGAUGGUCAAACAUGCCAGCACUCAGACCGAGCAGGCUACCCCGGCAGCUGAGGAGCAGGAGGGACAGCCGGCGGAUGGUUGCAACAAGACCCAGAAGCAGCUCCUGGAACUGGUGAAGGAGCUGGAAAAGGAACGGGACAGGCUGCUGACCGCCAACCGGAGUCUUCAGAACCGCUACACGCAGCUGGAAGCCGAGAACAGACGGCUCCUGAAAACAGGCAGCCCGGGAUCCCUCUACGAAAUCGCGCCUCGGUUUAUCUGAAUCAGCUUACCUCUCUCUGCCACGAACUCUAGGAACUUAAGAGGGCAUUCCCGGCGGGCAAGCAUUGAGCCUCGACGUGCCGAAGCAGGAGAAGCAACUGGCGGAGGAAGCCGUCAGCUGAAAAAUUAAAACGGCAAAGAAGAAGAAAAUUUUGGGAGCUGAGAAUAGAUGCUGUCCUGGGGUUGUUGGGGUUUUUCUUUUCUUUUGUUAAUUUCCAGCUGAGGAUCUCUCUGGUUAACCGUCUUCGCAGUCCUAGAAGGAACAGUGCGAAUCUGACCCCUUUACCACGCAGCUUCGGAUUUGUAAUUUAUUUAUUAUGUUUUUGGGUUGUUGUUUUUUUUUUCAAAUGUACGAGCUGCCCCAUUUUAUGGCUCUGGCAGCUUUUGGGGAUUUGUAAAUAAAGAGCACAACUUGGAGAAUUCA
This is a messenger RNA of Pantherophis guttatus, 2900 nucleotides long. It is a transcript of the gene RASGRP4, whose product is annotated as RAS guanyl releasing protein 4. Gene Ontology annotation, cellular component: plasma membrane. Gene Ontology annotation, biological process: Ras protein signal transduction. Gene Ontology annotation, molecular function: guanyl-nucleotide exchange factor activity; calcium ion binding. Lineage: Eukaryota; Metazoa; Chordata; Lepidosauria; Squamata; Colubridae. The record is from RefSeq and is a predicted model, not a curated record.